Tinamus guttatus (white-throated tinamou) is the source of this 1116-nucleotide messenger RNA. Lineage: Eukaryota; Metazoa; Chordata; Aves; Tinamiformes; Tinamidae. The record is from RefSeq and is a predicted model, not a curated record.
CCUCCGCAGGGCUACUACACCCGGCGCGGCGGCGUCGGCGAGAGCGGCGACUUCAUCACCUCGCCCGAGAUAAGCCAGGUGUUCGGGGAGCUGAUUGGGAUCUGGUACAUCAGCGAGUGGAUAGCUGCUGGCAAACCGAAGGCAUUCCAGCUGGUGGAGCUGGGCCCAGGCAGGGGCAGCCUUACCGAUGACAUAUUGCGGGUCUUCAAACAGCUUGCCUCUUUACUUAGUAAAUGUGAUAUUUCUAUUCAUCUGGUAGAAGUGAGUCCCAGACUCAGUGAGAUCCAAGCACAGAUGCUGACAGGAGGGAAGGUGCAGUCAAGCCCCAGGGACGAUGCUGUUUACAUGAAAGGCGUUAGCAAGACUGGAAUUCCCAUCUCCUGGUACCGAGACAUUCAGGAUGUACCACAAGGUUACAGCUUUUACUUAGCGCAUGAAUUUUUUGAUGCCCUGCCCAUACAUAAGUUUCAGAGAACAGAAAAAGGGUGGCGUGAAGUGCUGGUUGAUGAAGAUCCAGAAGUGUCUGACCAGCUCCGGUUUGUCCUGGCACCAUCCAGCACCCCUGCGACGCAAAACUUUAUUCAGCCUGAAGAAAGAAGAGAACAUGUGGAAGUGUGUCCUGAGGCUGGGGUCCUCGUUCAGAGACUUGCCCAUCGUCUAGAAAAAGAUGGAGGGGCUGCUCUCAUUGCCGAUUACGGUCACGAUGGAACCAAAACGGACACUUUCAGGGGAUUCCGGAAUCACAAACCUUAUGAUGUGCUGAAAACUCCGGGUAUGGCAGACCUGACAGCAGAUGUGGAUUUCAGCUACCUCCGCAAAAUGACACAGGGAAGAACAGCCACGUUAGGCCCCAUAAAACAACGGGAAUUUUUAAAAAACAUGGGCAUAGACCUCCGGCUGCAGGUGCUCCUCCAGAAUUCACAGGACAUGGCAACACAAGAGCAGUUACGUCAUAGCUACGAUAUGCUGAUGAAUCCUAAGAAAAUGGGAGAUUGUUUUAAUUUUUUUGCCCUGCUGCCUCAUCACAGACUUGCACAGCCUGACCAGAGAGAGAAUCUCCAACCAAGAGCACCCCUAGUCCCUGUUGCUGGCUUUAGUGAACUCUCACUGCAAUAA